GUGAAAGUCUCUCAGCAGUGGAAUGUUUGGAAUGUGUUUCCUGUGUUUGGCAUCAUGAGCGCGAGAGUCGCGGAGCUCCGCACUUCAGCUCAGUCUCUCCGCUUUUCCGUGUGUUUCUCGGAGCUUCAGUCCCGCAGGAGUGUUGCAUGAGCGGCUCCGCGGAGCUCCAGUGAUGGCCGAGCCGCUGCUCAGACGAACCUUCUCCAAACUCCGGGCGAAAGAGAGAUUCCGCCGCAAGACGGACCCCAAACUCACCGAUGUGACAGAAAAGGUGGACCUUUUCCAAAGUUCUCCAUCAACUGCAUCCACCUCAGGCCACGCUGAGACAGAAAGCUCCACCGCGGAGGAAUGUACCAGACGAUCCCAGAUCACCGUCUCCAAAAAACAGAACUGGGCCAAACUUCCCUCCACGUGCAGAGACCCUGCCAGCACAGAUCUGUGUCCUAGUCUGGUCUACGGGCCACAGGACUGGGAUUUGAGCUCUGGAAAGGCUGAGGUCUCAAAACAGGCUUGGAGCCAACGGACUUUGAGUGAGGAUGGUUUAAAGAGAAAUCGGAAUGACCUUGAAUUGGAGUUUGGAUAUUCCAGGACACAGUGCAACUCAGUUGACGCCGGUUUACCAGAGUUGACCCCUCCAUCUGCAACCUAUAUGGAUGUGUGUGUCUCUUCCAGCUCCGCAAAGAUCUCUGGGCAAGGUGCCUACCUCCAGCACCUGGACAGAAGCAGUCGAGCCUGGGUUUUGUCCACAGGAAAGCCCCAGGCAUCCGAUGAAGCCCAGAAUCCAACCAGAAUCACAGAGUGGCGACAGGGCCCAGAUGGAGAUGGAAACAUUUGGUACAACCCCAUUCCUGAAGAGGACGACUUGAGGGCCAGCGGAGAAGCAGUUCAGGAAAAAUACGGAGACCCGUGGAGAAAGAGAGAAAAUGAGGGUUUGGCGAAGGAGAAAAGAGACCAGAAACGAUCAGGGGGUUUGACCCUCACCGGCGUCCAUCAAAUGAGAGACAUUCAAACUGAAGUCGACGUCAUCAGGGCGGAUAGUUCGGAUCUGGUUAUACUACAGUCGGACUGUAUUAGCUCUUCUAGUGGUGUGAACUCUGACAGUUCGGGGGCACCAAAGAGAAGCCCAGGAGAGGGUGGCAAUGGCAGCAGUGUGAUCGACAAGAUCAAGUCUCCAGGAACGGUUCGGCGGCUCUCUAUGAAGAUGCGGAAACUCCCAGAACUAAGGCGUAAGCUUAGUCUGCGCUCGUCCCGUAAUCAGCGUCAUGGACAGGGCCAAGGAAAUGCCAGCAGUGCCCCGGGAGUGUCAGAUGAGGCUUCACCACCAAAUGCACGCAAAGAAUCAUCCAACAUCAUCAGCAAGUAUCACCUGGACUCCAGUGCACCUGCAAGGCCAAGACGUCGAUCCUCUCGAACACGCUCUGCUAGUAAAGGAGGGUAUCUUAGCGACGGAGACUCACCUGAACUCCUGCCGAAGGGUCAGGUGUCGAAAGGGUUGCCUACACCACCACCACACCGUGGACCACAGGAUUCACUCGCUGUGGCAGACGCAGAGUCAUUCCGCUUGUACUCGCUGACGGAUCAGCCUCGCUGCCCUCAGAGACUUUCAGGGCUGCUCACGGUGCAUCUGCUGGGAGUCGAAGAGCUACUGCGACCCCCUCGGAACGACGCUACUAAAGAAGUCUUCUGUGCCAUUCAAGUGGACGGGGUGACCCGGGCACGAACGUCCCUGCUCACCUGUCGAGGGGCGUGUCUCCCACUAAACCACACCUUUAACCUGGAGCUCGAGAGGGCACGGCUGCUCAAACUGGUCAUCUUGACGCCAACGACACCCAGCGCAAACAACGGGUCUUCUGCACCUGCCGCUCCCGCGCGUAACCGGGUGUGCUGUCUGGGUGCUGUGGCUAUACCACCCCUCUUCAAGGCUUCUCGCAGUCAGCAGUUGUGUGUUCGUCUGGAGCCUCGUGGUUUGCUGUAUGUGAAGUUGACCCUUUUGGAGCAGUUUGUGACCCCGUUCCCCCGCCUCAGUGACCUGCCUCCCCCUACGGUGUUCGGGGUGGAGCUGCGCCACCUGGUGGAGAAGGAGACGUCCGCACUCAAAGUGCCUCUGAUCAUUCAGAAGUGUGUUUCUGAGAUCGAGAGGAGAGGAUUGAGGGUGGUGGGAUUAUAUCGUCUUUGUGGUUCCGCAGCAGUGAAGAAGGAAUUGCGCGAUGCGUUUGAGAAGGACAGUGCAGCAGUUACCUUAAACGACGAGCUCUAUCCUGACGUCAACGUCAUUACCGGCAUUCUGAAGGACUACCUGCGUGAGCUGCCGUCUCCUCUCAUCACGAGGACCCUGUAUGAAGUGGUAUUAGAGGCCAUGAUAGUUCGACCGGCCUGUAGAAACGACAGCGACGCUCAGCGAUCACAAAACACCGUGGCACUGCUGCAGUGUCUUCCUGAACCAGAGAGGGCAACUUUGUCCUUCUUGCUGGAUCAUCUGAGUCUGGUGGCAUCUUACAGCGACAGCAACCGAAUGACGUGCCAGAACCUGGCUGUAUGCUUUGGGCCGGUCCUCCUGACGCCCACCCAGGAGUCUUGGCAGGCCGGGCUGACGGCACCCGGCUCAGGGGCCCUGAUGGGGUCCGGGGCCGGUCGAGGAGGGCGUAGCUUUGCACACAGUGAAGAGAUCGCCAGCGCCGUGGACUUUAAACGACACAUAGAGGCUUUGCACUACCUCCUGCAGCUCUGGCCUGUACCCAGAGGACGAGUGACGGAUGACUCUGACCAAUCACAUCCCGUCAUCCCGUCUCUAGCAUCCCAGAGUUCCUCACUGCGGCGAGCUCAGCGCGUGCCACUGCGAGUCGAGCUUCCCUCGGUUCAGGAUGUGGUGGUUGUUUCCCGUAGGGGGCGUGGCCGCCUGGAAAGCCCGCCCUGCAACCGUUACGCUGGUGACUGGAGCGUCUGUGGGCGGGACUUCCUGUCGAACGACGAGGCAGAUUAUGACGAGGUGGCGGGCAGCGAGAGUGACGACGACAUGGAGAAGAAGCGGGACGUGUGGGCGUCACCUGACGGUUUGUAUGUGGAUGACUUUGCUCUGGACUUCGACGCGCCGUUCACGUGCCGACUGAGUCUGAAGGACUUCGACACUCUGAUUUCAGACUUGGAGAGAGAGUUAGCCAAACAAAUCAACAUCUGCCUCUGAACCAGGACUCCAAGGUCAUUUUGAGCACUUGUCUUCCAGAACAAACACAAAUGCAUGCUUGACGUCGCUUAGGAAUAUCGCAGAUGAUAAAAAAUGCGACUUGUAUUCCGGAAAAUUCAAGCAAGAAAUGUAUUUUCAUUGUUGGGGUAUUUGUGCCCAUCCUAGUGUAUGACGCAGUUUCAUAGCAGCUACUGUAACGUAAUAUUCAACAAGCACAAAAACUAUGAUUUUUUUAUUUUUAUUCAUCGUUCUUCUGAAGGGGAGACGCGUAUCGAUUAUUAUAACGAGCUGUAAAUGCAUUAUAACGCAAUAUAAACACUAGUUCUUAAUGAUGCUGAAGGAUGACGGCAGGCAGUACGUCUGCGUUACGUUUGUGUGAAGUUUAUUUUAUUUAAAGCUCUGUGUACGACUCUUAUUCCAGAAGGCUGGUUUGUGUCUCCGUGUGAGAAACCAGCAGCGUUCGGGCCAAGAUUUCAUCAUUCUUUCCACCGGGACAUUCCGUUACGCGCGUUUCACUGCCAGACUCUCUUUGGCAACAGCUUUUCUGACCAGCCUUAUUUUCUAUUCCUGCGUAAUGCUUAAUGGUGGACGUAUUUAUUACAUUCCCUCAAGGUCACAUUAAAGGAACGUUCUGGGUUCAGUACAACUUUACAGCAUUUGUGACGUAAUGUUGGUUUGAGUUUGAGAACGAGAAGCCAAAAUCAAUAUUUGGUGCAAUGGCGGUUAAUUGAUGUUAUGACAUAAAUGCUGUCAUUAAAAGUGAAAGGUUAAGCAUGUCAUUUGUAACGCAAACAGAAAAGCAAUGACUCUUUUGGUCAAAACACUCAUUGGUCAGUCAGACAGAUGCAAACGUCAUUGGUUGAGUCAAAGUUGGCAUGCAACUGUAACACGAUACAAUAAUGUCCCACUAAAAUUGCAAUGAGCAAUACAUUUGUUUCAGUAUUUAUUAAUUUUUAGCAUUAGUUAUCCCCGGAGGACACCAGCUCUGUUAGCUCAGGUUCAUUAAAUAAUAAAAUAUAUUUUUUUACAUGCUUUAGAAUUAUUAGUUUAUGUGAACUGAUGUAAUUAACAAAUGGCUCCAGUAUGAAAUUGUAUUGAACUCAGAACAUUCGUUUAACACCAAAUUUAUGUUUGACAAUCAGCAAAAGGAAAGCGAAUAUAAUAUAGUGUUAAUUUUGACUGAAUUUGCACAGUUUAUUAUGCCAAAAUAAAUGAUUCAGGUUUAGUUUUUUUAGACGACAUAAAUGCUAAACGAUGAAUCAGGACAUGCCAUGCCAAAGACUGUUGUGAUGGAUUAUUGCACUUCUGUGUAUAGUUUUAUAGGCUGUGCUUUAGCUGAUCUGAGGUCAGUCCGUUACUGAGAGCAGCUUUAUCCUUCAUAUCUGCACGCGGUACAAAUAAUCUCAACUGUGAUUUGAUUCUAAAAGCCACAAAUGGAAUAUAAAGGCCAUGACUGAGCCCACGGGCUCCCUAUAUGCAAACUGUUUUACAUGCUUUAUUUGAAUACAAAUUUUGUUUAGUUGUAUAAACAGUAUUAUUAUAUUCUAUUAUUGCACCUGUAACAUUAAGCACUUCUGUCUGUGCUCAUGCAUAGCCACAGCCCAGCGAUACACACAUCUACUGUGUGUGUGUGUGGAUAAUGUACCAUUCAGUGUUAUGUUCAAGAAAUAAAGCAGUGUUACGUUUCUACAAUGAA
Molecule: messenger RNA, 4877 nt
Organism: Megalobrama amblycephala (Wuchang bream)
Lineage: Eukaryota; Metazoa; Chordata; Actinopteri; Cypriniformes; Xenocyprididae
Product: rho GTPase-activating protein SYDE1
Exons: 8
Coding region: 173-3181 (1002 amino acids)
Biological process (GO): signal transduction
Source: RefSeq, a predicted model, not a curated record